GCCAACCCUCUGGCUCGCCGUAGAAAAGCGAAAGCGUCUGAAUGAAAAUGUCAUCAAUGAAGCUGGGGUCGCUGCUGAGCCGCGGAGCGCUGCUCGCUGCUGCUGCUGCCGGGGAGGAGAAGAAGGAGAGGAGGAGCCGCAGCAUCAGCAUCGAUGAGCUGCCGUCUCUCUACACCUGUCCUGAGGCCAAGCCUGUGCAGGCGGAGCCGGAGGCGGGGCAUCUGGAGAGGGGCGUGGCUUCUCUGAGGAAGUGGGCGGAGCCACACACCAGCCAGGCUCAGCAAACAGUCCAGACGGGGGUGGAGAAGGUGGAGCUGGUUUACGGGAAGAUGGAGCCGAGUAUCAACACAGGGGUUUCAGCCGUCACCGACGGGUUCCGGUUCCUCAGAGACCCUCCUCCGGACCUGUACCCCAGCCUGGCCGUGGGGGGCCUGGCCGGGUUCCUGGGACUCUACCUGGCCCGAGGCUCCAGGAUCCGGCGGCUUCUGUUCCCGCUGGGACUGGUGACGCUGAGCACCUCCAUGUUCUACCCACAACAGGCCGCCGCCGCGCUGAAGACGGGUCGGGACUCGGCGGUGGCCUGGGGUCAGCAGGGACGCGUUGCCGUGGAGACGCUGUGGAAGGACCCGCCCUUCAGCAGGAAAAAGUCGGGGAAACCUGAGAAGGCUGAGCGGACGGAGAGCAGCGACCGCAGCAGCUGAAGAACCUGUGACCCCCCACGACCUCCGACCUCUGACCUCCAAAGUUCUCACCUGCAGACCUGCUCACUUUCACCCCUCCUUCUCCUUAUUCUAGUUCUUUCACUGUCAUCCCUCCUUCUUCUACUUCUGUCUCUUCCUGUGUUUUCUGGACCAAACCGUUCCGACGUUCCACCAGCAGCUGCUACAGGAACGUAGAUGAACUUAGAGGAACGUAGAGAUUUAUUUAUUCGUGUAACUUGAAGCUUCCAGACGUGUAAGCAGCCGCUGGAAGCCGCCAGACGCCUCCUGGGUGGAGGACGGCGCCGGUCGCUCCAGGCCGACGCGCUGAGACGCGCUUGGAUCCACCCGUCGUCUGGAGGAGCCUCUGUUGCCGUGGUUACGGCCGGGGGGCCCAAGCAUGCUCAUGUCUGGGUUCACCGUCAUUAAACGUGAUGUUCACCACCCGUGUCUCAGAGU
Cololabis saira (Pacific saury) is the source of this 1157-nucleotide messenger RNA. RefSeq names its product MICOS complex subunit MIC26-like. NCBI's taxonomy places the organism in Eukaryota, Metazoa, Chordata, Actinopteri, Beloniformes, Belonidae. Gene Ontology annotation, cellular component: MICOS complex. The coding region runs from base 42 to 701 and encodes 219 amino acids. Gene Ontology annotation, biological process: cristae formation. The record is from RefSeq and is a predicted model, not a curated record. The transcript has 9 exons.